GCACCAUAUUGCACUUGUCAUCCGGCCGCAACUUGCGAGCAUCAGUUGUGAGCCUUGGUUGCAAGAUCUCGAAUCCAGCAUUUCACAAGUCAGCGGUGAUCUUGUGGACCGGGUCCUUGCAGCGCUUCAACCGUGACCCUUCUAAUUCACUCCGGUACGCGGGAAUUCGUAUUUCCUGCCACCACUGAUCUUUCGUCGCUGACGGGGCUGGCGAUACUCCUGUCGAACAAGUCUUGAAACCGCUCAGCAAGUCGCGCACAUUCCUUCCCACGGGCCGACCGCCCAUCUUGCAGCCGACCGGCAGCGUGCGUCCGGGUCGCGCGACAUCGAAGCAUGAGCUGAGCUCACCAAGAUGGACGCUACGAUGUCGACACAGGAGCUGCAGCUCUGUCAGUUCCUGAUGGAGCUGCCCGCCCAGAAGCGAUACCGAUACAACAAAGAAUCAGAAGACCUUCUGCUCGAAAAUCUCUUCAGGUUCAUGUCUGGCGGCAAGGACGACUACCUGAGGCUCUUCUUCCCAAAUGGAGGACCCGUGGUCGAUGGCACGGUUCUCAAGCUGAAGGACGCCCAGGGCGCUCUCGAGGGCGCCGAGUACACCGAGGCCGCUCGAGGUAUGGCAUGUGGGCACAUUUUCAAGGCAGGGGAGGCAUCAUAUAGCUGCAAGACGUGUGGCACCGACGACACCUGCUGCCUCUGCGCAAAAUGCUUCGAUGCCACGGAUCACACGGGUCACAUGGUCAGGAUUAGUAUUUCGCCCGGCAAUAGUGGUUGCUGUGACUGUGGUGAUCCGGAGGCAUGGAAGAACCCCAUGUUCUGUACAAUACAUUCGACCUGGGAACACGAGCAGCCAAAGGGCAAGGACAAGGAGGUCGCGAGGUUGCCAGACGACCUGCUAUUCAGCAUCCGCAUGACGAUCGGGCGGGUUGUCGACUAUCUCUGCGACGUGAUAUCGUGCUCUCCCGAGCAGCUGCGACAGGCCAAGACGGUCGAGUCUAUCAAGAAUGACGAGGAGAUGUCGAGGCUAAAUUCAACAUAUCACGGUGGAGACGUGGGCUCUCCCGGGGAAUAUGCCAUUGUCCUAUGGAACGAUGAGAAACACACCAUCACAGAGGUUCGAGACCAAGUAGCCAGGGCAUGCGCAAUGACCCAGCGAGAGGCUCUCCAGAAGGCCUACGAAACCGACACCAUCGGCCGAAGUAUCCUCACCUACGACGAGAACGUCGAAACCCUUCUCUUUCGGGCCAAUACCUUGGAGCAGAUUCGCGUGACGGUUACGAUACGCUCUUCACGCGACACCUUCCGGGAGCAAAUGUGCGGCACGAUCAUCGAGUGGUUGAAAGACAUCUCGGGAUGCGCCGUGGGCCAAGAUCCCUCCAUUCUGCGGGUUAUUGUCUGCGAAGAACUUCUAAAACCAUGGCGCAUGGGAAGUCCAGCCACACAUGCCAUCGUUGGCCAGGAAGGAAUGGACGACGAGGACAAGGAGGACCAAAAAGAAGACAACUCCAUGAAUGUCUAUACUCAGUUCGCGCUGCUGCAGGCUGCCAGGCUACGACAAGCCAGAGAAGCCGUCAGACGCGACCCAAACAUCACGAGGAACGCGGAAGACAGCGACGAUGACGAUGAUGACGACGACAGUGAUGCCGAUGGCGAAGAUCAUACACCAUCCUCGCAGGGAGACAUGGACGAGGAUGUAGAUGACGAUGAGGAAGACGUGAUGAUGCUUGAUUCGGCCCCGGGAGCCGCCGGCGACGUGAACAUGUCUGACUGGCGAGGCGAUGAGGCUUUGGAGGCAGAUGAAGCAACCAUGGCAGGCUAUCCACCGCCGCCUCCUCCUCCGGUGCCGAGUGGCCCACGCCGUAACAUCGGAGACCGAGACCUGACCCCGUCUGAUUCUGACACUGCAGAGCCUCUGAUACCGUCGUCCAUCUACGCAAAGAACAACCUCGAUGUGCCGAAGACGCCUGGCGUCGCGCAAGACGAACAGGCAACGCCGCCUAGAUCGGGCCGGUACUGGAUGCUCGCCCCCGCCGCAUAUGUGGAGACGGAGAAUGUUCCACCUUCGGAGGAUCUGUUCCAGAGAGUCCGCCUGGACUGGAUGAUCCUGUUUGAUCUGCGGAUGUGGAAGAAGGUGCGGAACGACAUGCGAUCCCUCUAUAUCUCCACCGUCGUUACGAUCCCGGAGUUCAAACGCGUUCUUGGCCUCCGUUUUGCAGGACUCUAUACAACUUUAGCUCAACUAUACCUGAUUGGAGAUCGAGAGCCAGAUCAUUCGAUCAUCAACCUUUCCCUUCAGAUGCUCACCACACCCUCGAUAACAGCGGAGGUUGUGGAGCGCGGCAACUUCUUGACCAGUCUGUUGGCGAUCUUGUACACCUUUUUAACGACUCGUCAAGUCGGCCAUCCAUGGAACGUCUCUGAUACUGCUGUCUUGGCCUUCGACUCUGGGUCUGUGACCAACAGGCGCAUGUACCAUUUCUUUGCUGAUCUCAAGUUUCUUUUCCUGUCUCCACAUGUCCAAGAGCGUCUGAGAACAGAGGACCGGUACAUGCUACAGUUCCUCGACCUUGUCAAGCUUCACCAGGGCAUAUGUCCGAACACAAGAGCAGUCGGGGAACACGUCGAGUACGAAACCGACACAUGGAUCAGUGCGUCACUCAUAACGCGAGAAAUCAAUCGACUGUGUCGCCUCUUUAGCCGGUCGUUUACUGGUAUCGAAGAUACAGACGGCGUUUGUCGGGCCAUCCGUCUGGCAGCAAAGACCGUGAUUGUAAACUCCAUCGGCGCGGAGCGCGCACGAUUCACCCAGGCUGAGAUCAAGGACGAAGUCCGCUUCAAAUCUUUGGGCGAUUUUGAAUUCGAUGGCGAUAAGUCCAAAUACGAUGUCGUCAAGUUUGUGGUUGAAGAACAGCCCAUCAGCUUCCAUCACGCUCUUCACUACACCUUGUCCUGGCUCAUCGAGUGUGGCAAGUCCUUGACUGUCGAACAGUUGCGAGCUAUCCUCAGUUUCACAGCACAGGAGCUCAAAGGCCACCCUCGUCUCAUGGGCAAGCGGCAGAUGCCGAGACGCGACUAUGGCCCAGAAGACUUCCUCAUGGCGGCGUUCGACUAUCCCCUGAGGGUCUGCGCCUGGUUGGCCCAGAUGAAGGCGGGAAUGUGGGUUCGCAAUGGCAUGAGCCUAAGGCACCAAGCUGGGACCUACCGUGGCGUAGGCCAGAGGGACGUGUCUCAUCACCGAGAUAUCUUCUUACUACAGACCGCGCUCGUGGUGUGUAACCCCAGUCGAGUGCUUGCAUCCAUUGUCGAUCGUUUCGGGAUGGAGAAGUGGGCCAAGGGCUUCUUCGAACAGAAGUCCACCGCUCAAGAUGACGGACAGCACUUGGACAUUGUUGAAGACAUGAUCCACCUCCUCGUUGUCCUACUCAGCGAUAGGACAUCUUUAAUCCGCACCGAAGACCAGCCAAACAGCCGUAUCUUGGCCAUGCGCCGCGAUAUCACUCAUGUGCUCUGCUUCAAGCCACUCUCAUUCACCGAGAUAGGAAACAAGUUGCCCGAGAGAUAUCAAGAGCAAGAGGACUUCACCAAGGUUCUGGACGAGAUGUCCAACUACAGGGCACCAGAGGGCGUCACGGACAUAGGCACGUUUGAGUUGAAGCCGCAGUUUGUUGAAGAGGUCGACCCGUACAUUGCCCACUACAACAAGAAUCAGCGUGAGGAGUCGGAGAUGGCCUGGCGCAAAUGCGUGGCCAAGAAGACUGGCAGGCCCGUCGAGGACGUGGUGUAUGAGCCAAAGCUACGUCUCAUCCCUGCCGGUGUCUUCGCCGGCCUGGCCGAGUUCACCAGCACUGGCAUGUUCGCCCAGAUUAUCUAUUACAGCCUUCUGUACCCGCUUGUAUGCCAGAAGCUGACUCCAACCGUACCAUAUACGAGGGUCGAAACAUACCUGCAAGUGGUACUGCACCUUAUCCUCAUCGCCAUUGCCGAGGACAGGCCAUCCGACCCGUCAAAACCGUCGUUCAUCCACACCGCCUUGACCCAAGUCGCGCGAAGCAACUUUAUGCAGGACGCGCCCGCGUCCAAGACCAUCGUGUCCCUUCUGGACAUGAUGUCAACCAAGGAGGAGCUCAAGAGUUGCCACCCUAGGAUCGCACUUGUCCUCAAGCGCAUGCGUCAGAAACGGCCAUCCGACUUUGAGGCAGCAUACGUUCGGCUUGGUGUGCCGGUGGAUAGAAUUAGCACCGCCUCGCCGGCCGCCAUCGCCAAUGCCGAUGAAGAGCGGGAGCGCAAGAAGAAGGCGGCUUUGGAUCGCCAAGCCCGGGUUAUGGCACAGUUCCAACAGCAGCAAAAGACCUUCCUUGCGAAUCAGGGUGAUAUUGACUGGGGCGAUGUCGAUGACUUGGAGGACGAGGACUUGCCCGAACCAGUGGAGGAAAAGAACUUCUGGAAGUACCCAUCCGGGACAUGUAUCCUUUGCCAGGAAGACACAGACGAUCGUCGGCUGUAUGGCACAUUCGGCUUCAUUAGGGAGAGCGGGAUCCUACGUCAGACGGAUCUAUCAGACCCUGACUUCGUUCGAGAGGCAUUCCACACACCCAAAGACCUCGACCGAUCGGCCGAGCCCAUUCGGCCUUUCGGAGUGGCACACGAAAACCGCAAGGAUGUUCAGAAGGUCAACCAGCAGGGAGAGACUUUCAUGACGGAACGCCAGAUCAUCGGGAAGGGGUUCCCCCCACAUGCAGUAAGAAAUGGGCCGGUCUCUAUUGGGUGCGGCCACAUCAUGCACUACAGCUGUUUUGAAGUAUACUUCGAAGCGACUCAACAGCGACACAAGCAGCAGAUCGCGCGCCAUCACCCCGAGGACCCAUACCGCCUGGAGUUCGUGUGCCCACUCUGCAAGGCUUUGGGCAACGCUUUCCUGCCGAUCGUCUGGAGGGGCCAAGAGGAGUCAUAUCCUGGUGUGUUGCAGACUUCGACCGAGUCCCAGGUGUCUUCUGAAGCAUUCGCGGUCUUCCUCAAGGACAACUUGUCUUCUACGCACAAUGCUGCCCUGGCGUUGGAGCCUCGGUCUCAUUCAUCGCAGAGAAUGUUCUCGCAAUACACCAAGGGAACACUACUACCCAACCUGGCAGAGAAAUCAUCACACCUCGUCGUGGAUGCUUGGGAAACAGGCUCGCAGACGCCAUCUGUUGGUACGCCUUGGGGUGGCAACACCCCCGAGUCAAGCGGACAGUCGUCAGGAAUAGGCGAGAGCAGCAGCGCGAUGUCAGAGCUGGUGAUAGUAUACCGUCGCCUCCGAGACACUCUCCGGCGGAACGGUCUCACGGGCAGACAUGCGCCUGAGCAGCUCGAACGCAUAAACGAGCCCCUGGGGAAUCCCGCCGAUCUGGGCGAUAGUGAUGUCCUGGCCCAGUCUGUUGGCUUCUCGAUCUCAGCCGUGGAGAUUCAGCAGAGAGGGCAGGACUCCGAGUACGGCUCGCUUCUGCUCGAGAAGAUACCGGAGCAGGCUCUCACUCACCUACGCAUCUUGGCAGAGACUGUCACUUCAUACAUCGCCAUAGGUGGCCAGAAGUAUGCCGGCCAAAACCGAAUCGACAGGGAAUUCAAGAAGGACAGCGAGAGGCAGCACUUCCAGCUGUUUGUCCCGGACGGAGAGGAUAACUUGGCUGCUCACCCCUCCCUCCUGGCACAGGACACCUUCAUCUUCCUGUGUGAGAGCGUCUUCGGUUUCUCUGCAGCGAACGGCAUCGAUGUUUCAUAUCUGCUGCGCGUGUGCUAUCUUGCUGAAAUAGUCAAGGUUGUCUACCGCACGGCCAGGGUCACGUUCCCUAAGCAUGAGUGGAUGUCUGGCGAGGGCCUCGAGGACAGAAGUCUGAUCAACUUCGCCGAGUUUUGCAAAACCGUCUUCAACAUGGACCUGGAGUAUACGAUACCCGGUGACGCAACCCCUGCUCUCGACCAUGGUUUCAACCAGCCUUGCUUUCAGAGCCUUGCCGACUUCUACACCUUCACCAAGAAGUACGCCCAAGUGUUUCUCCGGAAAUGCGUCAUAUUGCUUUAUGUCAAGUACGGCGUCGAUUUCAACAGCCACAUCUCACCCCAGCCCGAGCAGGACGAGCUUGACCGUCUGACUGAGGCGCUCCGCCUGCCGGAUUUCGACAGCAUGUGCGCAGCUCUCACGCCACUGGGGAUCCACGUCGGUUGGCCAGGCUCCCUCUGCGACCAACUCGUCCGUGGUUGGAUCCGACAUGAAAAGGCGCACUGCUGGGCAAGAACAAAGUCCAGAGACCCGGCAAUUCUAGAUGUUGCGGAUCGGGACCGCAUGCUCAGCCACCCUGGCAUCUUUGAACUCGUGGGUCUACCGAAGAACUACGAUACCCUCAUAGAGGAGUGCACGCGGCGACGAUGCCCGCGGACCGGCAAAGAUGUCUCUGAUCCAAUGAUUUGUCUUCUGUGUGGUGACGUGUUCUGUGGUCAGAGCAUAUGUUGCUCGGCGGAGGACACGACGACGACGCUCAGACGGCAAGGCAGUAGGAGAAGGAUUGGUGGGGCCCAGCAACACAUGAGGAAGUGCCAAGGUAAUGUCGGCCUCUUCAUCAACAUCCGCAAGUGCGCAACCUUCUAUCUGCACAGGCUGAGCGGGUCGUGGAGCAACGCGCCAUAUAUGGAUAAGUACGGCGAGGCGGACAUGGGACUCCGGCAUAGCAGGCAGCUGUUCCUUUCGCAGAAGCGCUACGACUCAAUGCUGCGGACCAUGUGGCUCAGCCACGGUGUCCCAUCCUACAUCUCGCGCAGGCUUGAAGCUGACAUUAACAAUGGCGGCUGGGAGACCAUUUGACUAGAUGGCAGUGAAGAAGACUUUGAGGACGAGCUCGAGUUCGACGACGAGCUCGUGGAGGAGGAUGAGGGAGGCGAGGACGAGGACCCCGGCGACAGGGACGAUCAGGAAUGGGGCCCCAGACCACCUCCUAUCACCACCGCGUUGCGGGGGCUCGACGCGCUUCUCGAAAUGAUGCGCCAACCAUUCCCGCCGCCAGCAGGAUCCGUUGACGACAUUCGGGAGACGGACGGCAUUGCACCAUGGGCCUUGAGCAAUGAAGAGGAAGAAGAGUAUGACGACUACGACUAUGAGGACAAUGAUGAGAUCGGCUGGGAGCCGCCUGUGUUCGGCUGGGCCCCUGUGCCUGUCGACAUUGACGCUCUUCUGAGUGGGUUGCAGAGUGUCUCAGAUGCCGAGGACGACCUCGAACAGUACGAAUCGAGCAUCGAGACAGAGGGCGACGAGACAGGUGAUAUCGUUACUGCCUCGGAAGGCGUUCCCUUCCCCUGGGGAGGCGGGGGAGGACAUCGUGAACGACCUGACGACCGGCAGGAAGAAGACGGCAACGACGCGGAUCAAUGAUCCACUUGCCGAGGGAGGCCCUACUCAAGCUGACGGGGGCGACAGUCAGCGAGUUUGGCGGCCAGCCGGUGGGCCACCAACUGUUCCCGGUGUUAUUGAGUUAGAGGAGGCUUUCAUUGGUUUUAAAAUACAGGGGCUUUGCCCCCGGAACGGCGGCACGGCUCAAGACGCACAGCGCCAGGCGUACGUUGAUACUCCAUGCACAUUAUGACAGAUAAACCCAACCAACCCUGAUAGACAACACAAUUGAUGAGUUCCCUGCGAUGGCCUCAUUGACUCGAAUUGUGGACUGCGGUGUCCUCGUGGGCUGAGGAAAUGCUACCUCUGAGAUUGGGUUUGUUUGGCCCGAUCGCGACAAGGAGAACCUAACGCCUGCGCUAUGCUUUGCUUUGCUGUUUUACUAUCCGGUUUCCAGCGUCUAUCCCAUUCCUUUGGGCCCCCCCCCCCCCAC
Messenger RNA from Diaporthe batatas, 7847 nucleotides. RefSeq lists its product as uncharacterized. Gene Ontology annotation, biological process: ubiquitin-dependent protein catabolic process via the N-end rule pathway; protein ubiquitination. The transcript has 3 exons. The record is from RefSeq and is a predicted model, not a curated record. Lineage: Eukaryota; Fungi; Ascomycota; Sordariomycetes; Diaporthales; Diaporthaceae. Gene Ontology annotation, molecular function: zinc ion binding; ubiquitin protein ligase activity. Gene Ontology annotation, cellular component: cytoplasm; ubiquitin ligase complex. Bases 353 to 6832 code for a protein of 2159 amino acids.